AUGACAGUAUUUGCCUCUGUGUCCACCUCAGUUAAGUCUUACCAGAGUCAGUGGAGAGGAGUCAUAACCAGCAGCAUUCAGCAGCUAAUACUGCAGACCUGCACAAUGAAAGACAACAACUGUAAAGAACGCAUAGACAAAAUCCUGCAAGAGGCUCCGUCUGCAAGAAAAGCUCUUCUAGACAACCACAGCAAUCUGCACAAGGUGGCCGAUUACUGUCAGAACAAAUUCCUCAAUGUGGAGGACACCAGAAGUGUCAUUGAAGAGUCCAAAGCUCUCACCACGCAGGCCCUGGCCAGUGUCACAUACCAGAUAAACAAUCUGGCCACAUCUCUGCUGAAGCUCUUAGAUGCUCAGACAGUUCAGCUAAAACAGAUGGAGUCUUCCGUCAACUUGCUGACUCUGACAGUUGGCAUGUACAAAGAGAAAAUAGCCCGGAAAGAGAUCGGAGUGCUGACCAAACAGUCAAAAGUUCCCCGGACUCAAAAGGUGGUUCCCCCAGCAAAUGGCCUGGAGCCUUUACGUGCAUACAGGCGGAUUCCCAUAUCCUAUAGCCGCUUAGACAAAGUGGGCCACGGCCACUGGGAAGGCAGCAAAACUGAAGAGUCAAAAACAGACAAUGAGGACUCUGUGUCUAUACAGCUUGACCCACAGGAGACCAGCACCUUCAACUGGUCUUUUUUGGGUAUCGCGGUUCCUCCUCCAUCAGUGCCUGAUUUGGUGGGUUCUAGCAUCUCAGCUCCUCCCGAUCUCUCUCCAGCUUCACCGCCUCCUGCAAUCAUGUCUGCCUGUUCCCCGUCUCUACCUGCCUUUCCCGACCUGUCCAUGCUGCUUCCUCCACCUCUCCCAGAUGAUAAGAUGGGAGAUGCUCCACCCCCACCUCCUCCUCCCUCUCCUCCUCCACCUGGUUCUGUGUAUGGAGGUUCUUUGGUUCCACCUCCACCACCUCCACCCGGCCAAAAUACCUCAGCGACUUUAGCAAACCUUCCACCUCCUCCUCCUCCUCCCCCAGGUAACAUGGCUGUUCCACCUCCUCCACCACCUCCUCCAGGCAAUGUCUCUGUCCCACCUCCUCCACCUCCCAUUCAGGGGAAGACGGCUGUUCCUCCUCCGCCUCCUCCUCCUCCUGGCUCUUACAGUGGGUCUUCACUACCUCCACCGCCACCUCCACCUCCACAAAAUGCCUCUGUGGUUCCACCACCGCCUCCUCCUCCUCCUACUGGAGGAAAAUUUAUUCCACCACCUCCUCCUCCACCUCCCCCAUUUUGAAUAUUGAUUUUCAAUGUUAUUUUUUUUCGUAUAUAAAAGACUAUAUGAAAUUUGAAAAGAUUUUUUUGUAAAAAAUAUAAAAUUGUUCUUAUAAAUAUAAAUGUUUAUGGUUCAAACCAUUAAAUAAA
This is a messenger RNA of Labeo rohita (rohu), 1397 nucleotides long. RefSeq names its product ABI family, member 3b (gene abi3b). Lineage: Eukaryota; Metazoa; Chordata; Actinopteri; Cypriniformes; Cyprinidae. The coding region runs from base 1 to 1269 and encodes 422 amino acids. Gene Ontology annotation, molecular function: SH3 domain binding. The transcript has 6 exons. The record is from RefSeq and is a predicted model, not a curated record. Gene Ontology annotation, cellular component: lamellipodium.